Macadamia integrifolia is the source of this 661-nucleotide messenger RNA. RefSeq lists its product as uncharacterized. The coding region runs from base 66 to 509 and encodes 147 amino acids. The record is from RefSeq and is a predicted model, not a curated record. NCBI's taxonomy places the organism in Eukaryota, Viridiplantae, Streptophyta, Magnoliopsida, Proteales, Proteaceae. The transcript has a single exon.
AUAAAUAGAUCCAUAGAUCCUUAAAGAGAAACUAAAAGGGUUUGUGAAUCUUGAAUUUUUCUGAAAUGGGUUGGGCUGAAUCGGAUAAGAUGAGUUGCAGGAAGCAUCCCAAGCACAGACAAACCCCAGGUGUUUGCUCUUAUUGUCUGAGAGAGAAGCUCACCAAGCUCUCUUCUGCAAGUAACAGUAGUGGUACAGGAAUGGAGGGUUCUUCCUGUUCUUCAUCUUUAUCUUCUUCUCCUUAUUCUUCUGGUGCAACUUCAUCUUAUUCUUCUCCAUUUCAUGAUCGUUUCUCUUCUUUUGAUGGAAGAGGAGGAGUAGGUUAUGGUCUGUUCUUGAAGAGUCGAUCUCUGGUUUCAUUUGUCCCUAGAAUGAGAAAGAGAAGCAGAAAUGCAGUGGAGGCUACGGAUGAUGGGAAGAAUAAGAAAGUAGGGUUUUGGUCUAAACUGCUAAGUUCCACAGGGAAGAAGACCAAGAAGAUGUUGUUGCACUCCAAGACUAUGAGAUAAAUUUUCUCUUAUCUUACCAAGAUUUUAUAUAUAUAUAUAUAUAUAUUUUAUACAAAAUUGUAUAACUAAUUUGUGAGUUUGUUUUGUAUUGUUCAGUGUUCAUCAUAAGAAAACAGAAGAACAGAAAAACAAAUCAUGUAAAAAUCUCUUUG